Molecule: messenger RNA, 867 nt
Organism: Mugil cephalus (flathead mullet)
Lineage: Eukaryota; Metazoa; Chordata; Actinopteri; Mugiliformes; Mugilidae
Gene: polr2f
Product: RNA polymerase II, I and III subunit F
Exons: 5
Coding region: 140-523 (127 amino acids)
Biological process (GO): DNA-templated transcription
Cellular component (GO): RNA polymerase I complex; RNA polymerase III complex; nucleus
Molecular function (GO): DNA binding; DNA-directed RNA polymerase activity
Source: RefSeq, a predicted model, not a curated record
UCCAACGCACCGAGUUACCGGAAGUUAAAAGUUCGCUCCGUUCAUGCGGUUCCAUGUUGAUAAGAGACAGAGAACCUGACCAAAAAAUAUUAAUAAUAAUCUUUGUUGGGAUUAAUAAAAGACAUAAAUAAACUAAGACAUGUCCGAUAACGAAGACAACUUCGAUGAUGGAGAUUUCGACGAUGCGGAAGAGGAUGAAGGAUUAGAUGAUCUGGAAAACGUGGAAGAUGAGGAUCAGGAGAAUGUGCAGAUCCUUCCGGCUGGAGAGGGACAGCAGGCGAACCAGAAGAGGAUCACAACACCGUACAUGACCAAAUAUGAGAGAGCCAGAGUCCUGGGGACACGAGCUCUGCAGAUCGCGAUGUGCGCUCCAGUCAUGGUGGAGUUAGAGGGAGAGACGGACCCUUUGCAAAUCGCCAUGAAGGAACUUAAGAGCAGAAAGAUCCCGAUCAUCAUCCGCAGGUACCUUCCUGAUGGGAGUUAUGAGGACUGGGGCUGCGACGAGCUCAUCAUAACCGACUAAACGUCUGGUCCGGUCCGGUCUGUAGGAAGGAGCCCGAACCGUGAACCGUUCAUCGGCUUCCUGUUCAAGAUCGAAGAUUUCAGGUGUGAUCCCUUCAAACAUAAACCCACAAAAUCAAAGACUGGUGCAAGUCGAAAGCCCCGUGCGUGAAGUAGAAUUCAUUCACAUUCAUCAGUCCUCAUUAAAAACAGCUGCAUUCUCACUCGCGGCCACAAGGGGGGGUAGUAACUUCGGUUAAGUGUUUUUACGAGAUGAUCCUGUUAUAAAUGUUCCUUUUUUGUUGCUUUUGUAGAGAAGUGAAAGAACUGUUUUAUUGUUAUAAAUAAACCAUUUUGUAUAAAUUA